Molecule: messenger RNA, 3998 nt
Organism: Ruditapes philippinarum (Manila clam)
Lineage: Eukaryota; Metazoa; Mollusca; Bivalvia; Venerida; Veneridae
Product: protein fantom-like
Biological process (GO): non-motile cilium assembly
Cellular component (GO): ciliary transition zone
Source: RefSeq, a predicted model, not a curated record
UUUUAUUAUUUCGUUGGGUUCUUUACCUGCACUUUGCGUGCGCAUCUUACAAUUCCUCCAAAUUGAAAAUUUAAAGGUGGUUUACAGAUGUACCUAAUGCCAGUAUGACAGAUGUAGACCAUAUACCUGUGAAGGACACCAAUAUUGGUGGUCUGGAACAGAGGGCUGCCCAGCAAAGACGGAUGGUGAGCAAAUGGGAUAGAAGUGAGCUUGAAGAUAAAUACCUUCGUCUUUCCGAGGAAAACAUCAUUCUGAAAAAACAUGCCCGCAAACAGGAAGAUAAAAUUAAAAGGAUGGCAACAAAGUUGUUACGUCUGGUAAAUGAUAAAAAGAAAACUGCGGACACAGAAGGCCAUGUUGGAGGAGGGGGUGGUAAAAGAAUUAGAGAUGUAGAGACAGAAGAGAAAAUGGAAGAAUUACAAGAUAAGAUUAGAGACCUUGAAAAGCAGAAUCACCAAUACAGGGAAAAGUUAGUGCUUGCUAAGCAACAAUUAUCAUCAGCCAGUAAGCGGCCUCAACAGUACCCACACGCUACCUCCAGAAUAAACACUGGAAUCCAUAAAACAAUGCCAGAUACAAGACUAGCAAAGAAUAUGAGAGUUAUGGGACCUCCGCAUGAACAGAGAACAAGGGGAGGCCACCCUAGUCCAACAAUGCACAGACAAAAUCAUAGUGUAUUUGAAGACACAAGAAUAGAAAACCAGAAACUAGAGAACUUGGUUGCUCAGCAACAAGAACAAUUAAAUAUGUAUGAGCUAGAAAUGAGGCAGCUGAGAGAACAGGUACAUCUGAAAGAAAAAGAAUAUGAGGAAGAUUUAACAAAGAUAAAACAUCAAAUUACAGCUGAACAAAGGACAAAUGUUCAGGAAAAUAUUGACAUGAUAAAACUUCAGAGAGAAGUUAAAGAAAAAUCAACGAAGUUCCUCAUGUUACAAGAGAAAUAUAGCAUGUUAGAAGAGAAUUUACGAAGUGUAAAAAGAAGCCAUGACACAUUAUUGAUGGAAAUGGAGAAUAUAAACAUGCAGUAUAAGGAAGAACAGAACAGAAAUCUAGCUUUACAUAAUGAACUGAAACUUGGCUCUAGUAACCAACAUAAACUUAUUGAGAUGCAAGAACAGGUGAGCAGUUUAAACAAAGAGAUAGCUGUACUAAAAGAUGCCAAUGAAAAACUUGUUAGCAGUGCAUUUGAUAUGGAGAGAGAACGAGAGUGGAGGCAGAGAGAAAAUGCCCUCAAAGUUCAGAUAGCACAACUUGAGGCUACACUAAAAGCUGAUCUCGGGGAGAAGGGUGGAAUACUGGACAAACUGGCUAUUGAAAAAGAUCAGUAUGACACCAUGGCAGCAGAAUAUAGAGAAAUGCAGCUGAACCAUUACUCCUUAAAGGAGAAAUAUGAUGAUCUAGUAGAAAAAAUGAAAUUCUUUACAAAGGAGAGUGCUGUAGAUUUCACAGAAAUUGAGGAAGCAUUGGUGCUAGUUAAACAGAAGAAACAACAACUACAGGCGCAUCCUGAAUUCUUACAGAGAGUUGAUGAUGAGCUAGAUAAAGAUGCUCAGAGAAGGUUAUUAGAUUUACAAGCAGAAUAUGCUGAGACAGUACAUGAGCUGGAGAAAACACGUAACAUGCUUGUUGUACAACAUAAAAUAAACAAAGAUUAUCAACAAGAGGUUACCCUGGCAACUGGUAAGAUAGAUGAGGUAAAGAAGGAGUAUGAGUUGAGACUGGAUGAAUACGCUAGAAUGUUGGACAUGAGACAGGCUAGAAUUAAGAAAUUGGAGUCACAAUUGAGAGAUGUAGCUUAUGGAACAAAACAAUACAAGAUAAUGCCACCUACUGAUGAUAUGGAUGAUGAUGUAGUACAGUUUGAUGAGACAAUUCAUCUGGAGCGUGGUCAGAACUUGUUUGAGAUACAUGUUACCAAGUUAUCAUUAUCUUCCGAGGCCAUCCGUCUCCUUGGUGAUGAAGAACCAUCAUUGUUCUGUACCUGGGAAUUCUUUGAAUAUGAAAUACAGAGUACCCCAGUGAUGAGGGGCAGCAAUCCAGAAUUUGACUUCACUUCACAGUAUGUGGUGAAAGUGGAUGAUUUCUUCCUACACUAUCUACAAAAGGAAUCCUGUACAUUGGAGCUCCACCAAUCAUUUGGCCAGGAUUUUAACACUAUUGCAGCUUGUCAACUUGUUUUUCGAGAGAUAUUUGAUAAGACAUAUGGUCGUAUACACGGUACGGCCACAUUGACAGGUGUUACUGGUAAUGGUACAGGUAUUGGGUUUGGUACUGUAGAAUACUGGGUAAGACUGAGGGUACCUAUGGAUCAGGCUCUUAGACUAUAUAAGGAGAGAACAAAAGCUCUAGGAUAUAUGAGUACAAAUAUUCGGGCAGCAAACGAGAGUUUACAAGCUAUGGAUGAGGAGGCUGCUAGAAGACCACCAGAUAAUGUUAAUGAAUUACAUAUCAAAAUUACACGAUGUUCAGGACUUAAAGCUAGGAGAGAUAAUGUACAGCCGUCGCCAUAUUGUGUGUACCAGUUCUUUGACUACAAUGAUCAUGAUACAGUGAUAAUAAACAGCUCAAAUAAUCCAGAGUUUAACGACAUCAAGACAUACCCUGUACCAAUGACAGGCGAUCUGGAUCAAUAUCUGAAAACCAUGCCAUUGAAGAUAUUUGUGUUUGACGAUACAGAUCCUGAGCAGACGGCCUACCUGGGUAUAGCAGAUAUUCCAUUGAUACCAUUAGCUCAUGAUAAAGGUGUACAAGGUAUAUUUGAACUGAAGGCUGCUAACGGUAGAAUAAACGGCUGUAUUGAGGUGGAACUACGCUGGCAGUUUACAUACAUGCCACCUUCAGCAUUGAAAUCUACAGCUCAAAGACACGAGCAGAUGGAGGCAGCUCCACAUGAACCUCCUGAGAAACUCGUAGCCUUCCAAGAUGAGACUCAAGUUCAAACCCAGGCUGCUCCCAGACUGGCUGCCAGGUUCCCAGGUCCUUCAGCCACAUCAACACCAAUGCCAAAAUCCCAGGAAGAACCGAAACCACGGCAACCUAGACAACCUCCAAAGAGACAGUUGCUACCAUCAUCAAGCAGUGAGGCAGAGGAAGACAGUAUUGAACCUACCACGUUACAACGUGAUGCCACGGUACACGAGGCUGUGUCACGUGCCGUGUCUAACAUCAUGCCGUCUGGAAUGGAUACCAUGACAACACUAAACGAGACUCAAACACCAGGUUCACAUGAACAGAAAGGAACACUGGAUGAGACAUUAAAAUCUACGGUAAAGUCUGAUACCAUGUUUGGUGAUGAGGCCUCCAGAGAAUCUGUCACAGAGGAGAUAAGUGAAGACAUUUCACCAGAACCAAGUCAGCGUAGCACAUUUAGAGAUGAGGAGGUGCGGCCUGAGACAGAGGAGGAGGAGUCUGAAACUCCGCCCAUAGAAUCAGAUAGUGAGGGUCUAGUAAUGGCACCAAGACCGUCCAAACGUAAACAGAAACCAGAGUCCAAACCUGGUAACUCUGUGACUGUUGCCAUCAACCAUGUGUCACUAGAGGAAGACGCUGACGCCAUGAACAACCCGAGUAUACGUCAGUUAUUUGUAGAGUAUAAAUUUCUCGGUAUUGACCCACAAGAGACCGAGACACCAUUCUCACUGCCAAAACCUAAACCAUAUCAUAAUAUACAGUUUAACUUCAGUAAAACAUUCCAUGUAGAUUUUGAGAAGAAUUAUCAGAGAAGACAGUACCUAGCCAGUAUGUUGUUACCCUCAGAUCCUGAUGAUGGAAGUGUCAAUGAGCACAACUUAAUCCGGUUUACAUUAGUGAGUGAGCCACCUGAAGAUGAACAAGACGGUGACUGUGAGGAUGUUGGUGUUGCUCUCGUAAAUGUUCGAGAUAUUCUACGUAAUAGAAAAGAUGUUGUUGAGGAAGAUAUAGACAUUUUGGAUGUUGCAGAUGAGAAGACAGUUAUUGGCAGUAUGAAUCUGACAGUACAAUGUCUUAAUGCACUUGAU